Molecule: messenger RNA, 2074 nt
Organism: Gavia stellata (red-throated loon)
Lineage: Eukaryota; Metazoa; Chordata; Aves; Gaviiformes; Gaviidae
Gene: MTA1
Product: metastasis associated 1
Exons: 20
Coding region: 2-2074 (690 amino acids)
Biological process (GO): double-strand break repair; response to ionizing radiation; negative regulation of transcription by RNA polymerase II
Cellular component (GO): nucleoplasm; NuRD complex
Molecular function (GO): transcription coactivator activity; chromatin binding; transcription corepressor activity
Source: RefSeq, a predicted model, not a curated record
CAUGUACCGGGUCGGAGAUUAUGUCUACUUUGAAAAUUCUUCAAGUAACCCAUAUUUGAUACGAAGAAUAGAAGAGCUCAAUAAGACUGCCAAUGGAAAUGUGGAAGCAAAGGUGGUAUGUUUCUACAGAAGAAGAGACAUAUCAAGUACACUUAUCGUAUUGGCAGACAAACAUGCAAGAGAAAUGGAAGAAGAGAUGGAAAAUCCAGAAAUGGUUGAUUUACCAGAGAAACAGAAGCAUCAGCUACGACACCGUGAGUUGUUUCUCUCACGACAGCUGGAAUCUCUGCCAGCCACACAUAUUAGAGGCAAAUGCAGCGUUACUCUGUUAAAUGAGACAGAAUCCCUUAAAUCAUAUCUGGAACGGGAGGAUUUCUUCUUUUAUUCACUGGUAUACGAUCCUCAACAAAAGACCCUACUCGCUGAUAAAGGAGAGAUUCGAGUCGGAAACAGAUACCAGGCAGAUAUAACAGACUUACUAAAAGAGGGUGAGGAUGAUGGAAGAGAUCAGUCAAAACUUGAAACAAAAGUUUGGGAAGCCUUUAACCCACUAGUAGACAAGCAGAUAGACCAGUUCCUGGUGGUAGCACGGUCUGUUGGUACGUUUGCCCGAGCACUAGAUUGCAGUAGUUCUGUCAGACAGCCAAGUUUGCACAUGAGUGCUGCAGCAGCCUCUAGGGACAUCACACUGUUCCAUGCUAUGGACACUUUGCACAAAAAUGUCUAUGACAUUUCCAAGGCAAUCUCUGCACUUGUGCCACAAGGUGGGCCAGUCCUGUGCAGAGAUGAGAUGGAAGAGUGGUCUGCUUCAGAGGCAAACCUCUUUGAGGAAGCACUAGAAAAAUACGGAAAAGAUUUCACUGACAUUCAGCAAGAUUUUCUCCCAUGGAAGUCCUUAACAAGCAUAAUAGAGUAUUACUAUAUGUGGAAAACUACAGACAGAUACGUUCAGCAGAAACGAUUGAAAGCAGCGGAAGCAGAAAGCAAGCUAAAACAAGUGUAUAUACCCAACUAUAACAAGCCAAACCCCAACCAGAUCAAUGUAAAUAAUGUCAAACCAGGAGUGGUAAACGGUACUGGAGUACAGGCACAGAACACAGGAGCAGGACGGGCCUGUGAAAGCUGUUACACCACACAGUCUUACCAGUGGUAUUCUUGGGGUCCCCCUAACAUGCAGUGUCGCCUCUGUGCAUCCUGUUGGACAUACUGGAAGAAAUACGGUGGCUUGAAAAUGCCAACACGGUUAGAUGGGGAGAGACCAGGACCGAACCGCAAUAAUUUGAGUCCUCAUGGUGUGCCAGUACGAAACAGUGGGAGUCCCAAGUUUGCUAUGAAGACACGACAAGCUUUCUAUCUGCAUACAACAAAACUGACAAGAAUUGCCAGACGUUUAUGUCGAGAUAUCUUGCGCCCUUGGCAUGCUGCAAGACAUCCCUAUCUGCCUAUUAACAGCGCAGCAAUCAAAGCAGAAUGCACAGCACGUUUACCUGAGGCGUCAGAAAACCCAUUGCUUUUAAAGCAAGUGGUUCGAAAGCCUUUAGAAGCAGUACUGCGGUAUUUAGAGUCUCAUCCGUGUCCUCCGAAACCAGAUCCUGCAAAGAGCUUGUCCAGUUCUCUCAACAAUCUGACUCCUGCUAAGUUUACGCCUGUCAUUAAUAAUGGGUCCCCAACUAUCCUGGGAAAAAGAAGUUAUGAACAACACAAUGGAAUGGAUGGCAACAUGAAGAAGCGCCUGUUGAUGCCUAGCAGGGGUCUGCCUAACCACGGACAAACCAGACAAAUGGGACCAAGCCGAAACUUGCUGCUCAAUGGGAAAUCAUACCCAACAAAAGUCCGAUUAAUUCGUGGUGGAUCCAUGCCUCCAGUGAAAAGGAGGAGGAUGAACUGGAUUGAUGCACCAGAUGAUGUUUUUUACAUGGCCACUGAAGAAACCAGGAAAAUCCGCAAGCUGCUUUCCUCCUCUGAAGCCAAGCGAGCCGCCAGACGCCCUUACAAGCCUAUUAUCCUCCGGCCCAUCCAGGCAGUGCAGCUACGCCAGCCCAUGAAUGAUGAACCCAUAAUCAUUGAGGAUUAA